This is a messenger RNA of Rotaria socialis, 5826 nucleotides long. NCBI's taxonomy places the organism in Eukaryota, Metazoa, Rotifera, Eurotatoria, Philodinida, Philodinidae. The record is from the annotation of a GenBank genome assembly.
AUGACGCAAUUGUUCACCCGAACAAAGCCGUACAAGGGCGAUGAAACUAUUCAAAGAACAAAAGAAAAAGUUAUUGAUCUAACAAAAAGUCUAACUGAUCGUCAACGUUAUUUAAAAUUAUUAGUUGAACAAUUAUCUGUGGAAGAUUUACAAGCAUUUUUCAAAAGUUCAUAUCAAUAUAUUUUUUAUCUUUUCUUUGAAAACUUUAGUCAAGUUGAAAGUAACAUAACACGAGCACUCUCAAAACAAAAUCAAUUAGAACUUGAAUAUGUUACCAAUUUAUUGGAGCGUAUUUUGACUCUAUUGCCUACUACUGUACAUCAGAGAUGGCAAGCACAUUGUAUAGGCAAUGUAAUCAAACGAUAUUUCGUUGUGUGUAACAGUCCACAAGGUGUUGCACGUGGUAUAAGAUUAUUUAUUUUGUGGUAUCAAAUAUUAGGUAGUAAUGCUGUUGAUGAUGAACAUACACUUUUCAAAAGUCUUAUACGUAAUUGGAAUCAAACAUUGGUUGGUACACGUGCAGGUGGAGAAGCGAAUAAUACAGAUGAUCAAACAUCUGCAGCAUUUAAUGAAAUAUUUCGUACACCACCAGAUGUUUUUCGAUGGACUGAUAUAAUUCCAAUAUGGCCAAAAAAUACUUUGGAUAUCGAGCCGACUGUUGAUCGUUGGCUUUUCUUUAUGUUACAUACAAUGUCGGAUACUUGCAAACGUAUUUUAUGGGAUUCAACAGCUGAAUCAUCACGCAUGGGAAAACAAGAAGAAUGCUUUCGAUUUUUAUUUAAUAUGUUCAAACGUUAUUAUAUGCCAACACUGUUCCCUACGUUUACCGAACAAAAUAUUUAUGAUUUAUCGAUAUCAAUAACAAUUCCAGAAACCGUAGGAAUUGAAAGUGAUCGACCAAGACGACGGCAAACAUGCUUAUGUCGAACAGCAUUUGUUAUGUGGCUAUUGCCAUUUCUUAAUGAAGGAGUCAGUCGCGAGAGAACAUUAACUCGUGUAGCCAAUCCCAUUGCAUCAUUUCAAAAUCCUCUGACUCAAUCAACAGUAUCGACUAGUACAGUAACUGGCGGAACAGAUUAUCUAUCAUCAUCAAAUGAAUUAUAUCAUAUAAUCGCGGGAUCAACGUCAAAAAAUCAAACAUCAUCAUAUCAACAAUUAGCGAAUGCCAUUGGACCAUUAGAUAGUCAUAUAUUAGAAAUAGGUCAAAAUGUACUUUUAUCAAAACAAGAAAAUAUUAAUUUUAUUCAUGAGAUAUUUCGACAAAGUUAUCUUAUGUCCGGUGACAAUGGUUUGGCUGCUUCUCAUAUACUUCGUACGGUGAAUAAUUGGAUAAAAGAACAACAUUUACGACCAGCUUUUAUGCUUGAGCCGGAACAACGUUCCGCAUCGAAUGAUGUACCUAGUGAUAAUCACAUUCGUUUAGGUCUUAAUCGUUGGUUACAAAUUUUCAUAACACAAUCAUUCUAUUUAUUUCUUGUACGGCCAACAUCAAUCAAUGAUGAACAACAAGCAAUGACAGGACAACAUGGAAUUAACACAACAAAUAUAUUACAACCUGAACAAGCUAUGCGUGAACGAUCACAUGCUGGUCUUGUUACGUUCUAUAAAAAAUUACCACAGCGACAUACACCAGAUCGGACAACAUGGGAUUUAAUUUUACGAGUUAUGCUAAAAAUUGUACGACUUUCAUUGCCAGAUCGUCCAUCACCAAAUACAAAUCAUAUAUAUAUUGAAAAUGCAAUCAAAACUCUUCUAUUUCUAUUUCAAUCAGCAUCAUUAUAUGUUAGCGUUGAACUAUGGAAUAGUUUAAGUGAUACAUUAUCAUCAAAAGCUACGUGGUCUGAAGUGAUCGAUCAAUGGGAUGUAUCUAUGCGAGCAUUGACCAAAGAUCUUGGCCGACUUGUUUACAAUGUUGAAACAGAAGCGUCACAAUCGUCGAAUAUUCGUCGAACUGUAGCAAAUGGUGGUGUUCGACGAAAUGCACAAUCAGUUCCACCCGGUGCACUUGAACAAAAUUCUUCCGGUAUACAACGUGUACGAACACUAAGCUCCGAUGAAGAUGCUGAUACAGCAGAACAAACACCACCACCACCUCAACAACAGCAACAGCAACCUAUUCGGCCAUCAAUUAUUGAACGUACACGUGUAGCACGACGACGAACAAGUAGUGAUGAAAGUUUAACACAUACAACAAUAUCACCACCAUCAGUUAUUACUCGACCGCAUAUUUUAGCAUCUAUUCCGAGUAAUCAAACAGGUGAACACCAAGCAACAUUGGAAGGGCAUAUACAUGAUCACCAUCCACUUUUAUUCAGUCCAAGUGAAAUGUUAAUACCUACUCAUCAUCAUCAACAACAACCAUUAACAAUUCAAAUAUCACAACAAACACCUAUUUCUAAUAUGAGUGAUAUGUCAUCACCAACACAUCCACUUGAUUCACCCAUGAGUGAUGAUUAUAGUACUGCUUCAACGGGUAUACUCGAUACGAAUAGUCUCAGCGGGAUUGGCAGCGGUGAUGCAUUAGCGUCGCAAUUUAAAACUAACAGUAGUAUUCAUGCAACGGAUUCUCGUUCAACAACAGUUUCCGAAUCAGCUUCAACGUCUGAUCAUCAUCAACAUGUAUCUCCGCCAUUAUCACGUAAUCAUCAUCCACUCAGCCAGUCAACUGUUGAUAGUCUUCAUUCAUGUAAAACAAAAACUCCAAUUAAUAAAUUUGUUUUUACUAUUUUCAAUAAAAUUUCAGUUCCACAAGAUUCAGUUACGCUCGAUAGUAUCGAUACAGCUGUUUAUAAUCAUGAACAAGGUUAUGAAGCAGAACGUCUUGCACCUGAAACGGCGUAUACAGCAUGGUUUCGUAUGCUUGGUUCACUUGGAAAUAUUAAUCAAAUACGUUGCGCUGAACAACAUAAUCGUAUAAUGAGAACACUGUUCGAUAUAUGGAAAAUGCUGUGUCGUAUUCAUAUUCUAUCAAAAGAUACUUUACAUGGUGAUUUAUAUUUUGAUGGUCCUCCAUUGCUAAUAUUUGCCCCGUGGCUUUUUGAAGGUAUACAAACAUUACCAGCAACACAUCGGGAGGGAAAGUUAGCAGCCUAUAAAUUGUUAUGUUCAAUGGGUGUUUUUAAUCAUGAUAUAUCACCACCGGCAGAUUUUCUUGAUAUGUUUUUGUUGAUUAUUUCUCAAGGUUUAUUAUCUGGAGAUGAAGACGUUAUUUAUGUUAUAAUUAGUUCAUGUAAAGUGGAUUUUUUUCAUCGAUGUUGGCCAUCAUCAACAUUGUUGUUACCAUUGUUUACUUCAGCUUGUUGUGAAAUAGGUCAAAAACCAAAUUUUGUCGAUGGGAAAACCAUUCCAAAAGUAGAAGCAUUGACUAUAUUGAGUAGUCUUGUUUGUUUUCCAAAUCAUUUCGAACAACUCGAUGUCUUAACUAAUAAAGAAAAAGAUUUUGCACCCGUCCCAAUGGAUCGAACGUCAUUAAAACGUAUGAUUAUGCGAGAUCUGAUAAAAGCAUCACAAAAUGAUGUCAUGCUUGAAUCAAGAGAAAUUGCUCUUUGUGGUUUAGCAAUAUUUCUUUGUGAAGAAUUGAAGCAUCAACGAACGGAAUCACCUAUACGACCAUUUCUUCUAUUUAUUGUUGAAUGUUUGCAGCCUGCGGAUUCAACAGUAUUUGCAGCUGAUAUGGUUCGUUUUCUUGCUUCAUAUGCUCCCUUAUUUAUUUCACAUCGUGAUAAUCACUCCGGUCAACUGUACACAUUAAUAAUCGAUGGUCUUAUAUCAUCAUUACGUUCAAAUAUUCCAGCUGAUAUUGGUGCUCUAAUGCGUAAUAAUGUUCGUAUAAUAAAAUCCUUAAUAUUUGCAUUACUCGAUUGGAUUCUACAUGUUCCAACAAGUUAUUUACAACAACAACAGAUGGGUCGUGAUACAAAAAACCAAGAAGCAUCAACAACAGCUAUUCAACGAACAUUUUCGAUAUUAAUUGAUGUUUAUCGUGCAACACAUUCUUUAAAUGACGAACAUAAAGUUCAAGAUAAUGAAUUAACAUUAAGUCAAUCAAUAAAAUUAUGUUGUAAAUUUGCUAUUUUAUUUUUACUUAAUGAGCAUUCACAUUAUCCGUUGACUGAAAAUGAAUCAUCACUUAUAACAACCAAUGUACAUGAAGGACAUGAUUGGUCAUCGCCAUCAAAACAACUAACCGUACAAAACGAGGAGAAUCCAAAUCCAAAUCAAUCCGAUGAAUUAAUUAUACAUUCAUCCAAUAUACAAUUGUUUGUUAUUCAUGAUGAUUUUCUUGUAUCGUUUGUUGAAAUACCAAAUGAUAAAGUUAAUGAACUAACAACUGAUAGUCAACAAUUUAUAUCACGAACAACUGUAUGUCGAACAAUCAUAAGAGAUUUAUGUGGAAGAUAUUGUUGGGAUAAUUAUGCUUUUAAUAUUAGUUCAAAUUCAAAAACAAUUGCAAGUCCAUUUAAUAAUCCUAUUGAAUUAUCUCUUCCAACUAAAUCAACAUAUCAAGUUGAAGAAACAACACGAGGCAUAACAGUAUUGGAAAAAUUUGAAUCACUACAACCACCAACUAUUCAAAAUCAACCACCAAACACUGAUAUUCUUGAUAAGCUUCUUCAAUAUAUAACAUUUCACAGUCCAGAAUUAGCAUUUUACAGCGAUCGAACAUUAAAUGAAGUUUCACCAACACCAACAUCGAUUUCUUAUCAUGAUGAAAAUGCUAUCAUAAAAAUGAUAACGGAACAAGAAAAAGCGGAACAAAAUUAUGACUCAUCACCAUUUGAAAAAACCGAACAAUACAUUGAUAAUACCGUUCAGCAAUCCCGUUAUGAUCGGUUUGCCCUAUGUCGAUCACAUAUAACUCAACUUGGUUUAAUGAUGUUCGAAAAUCGUCAAAAUAUUGAUUUACUAAAUACAACAAAACAUAAUUGCGAUCAAUUAUUACGUGAAUUAAAAAAUUUAGAUUCUCUUAAUUGCCGUGAAACCCAUAAAAUCGCGGUUAUUUAUGUUGGCUAUGGACAAGAAGAUAAACCAAGUAUAUUUAGUAAUACACAUGGUAGUCCUCCUUAUGAAGAAUUUCUUACACAUCUUGGUUGGCAAGUUGAACUAUCUAAACAUACUGGUUUUCGUGGUGGUCUACAUCAAUUACCUAAUACAUAUUCAAUUUAUUAUGCUAAUGAACUUGUUGAAAUUAUGUUUCAUGUUGCAACAAUGAUCGAUGGAUCGAAUGAUGAAGAUCGACUAAGAAAAAAAACACGACACAUUGGAAAUGAUGAAGUACAAAUUAUUUGGACAGAACACUAUCAUGAAUAUGAUAGGUCAACUAUUGCUACUGCUUUUGGUGAUGUUUUAAUUGUUAUACAUCCAUUACCAAAUGGUUUAUAUAGAAUUAAAAUUGAUAAAACUAGCCAAACAACCAACUUUGGUCCGUUAUUUGAUGGUGCAAUCGUUGAUAAACUUAUUCUUCCCGAAUUAGUACGUGCAACAGCUAUUAAUGCUAGUCGUGCACGUCGUACAACACUUAAUAAUCAUUGUGAAUUUUACGAAGAACGUCAUCGUAUAAUAAACUCCAUCAUACAUAAACAUAAACGUGAAACAACAUAUGAAGAAUUUCUUGCUCAAUCAUUUACACCAUUAGCAGCAAAAACAUUGGACGAAACACCAAAACCAAACUCCCAGAUUGAGCGCCGCGACCAGUCUAGCAAUGCCGUAAAUAGUUCAAAUUCAAAUGUGCAAAUAAGCAGUCAAAGACAACGUCAAACAACUCGAAAUUUUCCUUUUCUAACACCGAAUAAUAAUAAUACACCGACACCGAUAACACGACGAUAA